This is a messenger RNA of Bactrocera oleae (olive fruit fly), 1897 nucleotides long. It is a transcript of the gene TORIP, whose product is annotated as Torsin interacting protein. NCBI's taxonomy places the organism in Eukaryota, Metazoa, Arthropoda, Insecta, Diptera, Tephritidae. Gene Ontology annotation, molecular function: ATPase activator activity. Gene Ontology annotation, biological process: membrane organization. The record is from RefSeq and is a predicted model, not a curated record. Gene Ontology annotation, cellular component: membrane.
AAUUCUAGAUAGAGUAUUGUCGUGUUAAGAGCAAUUGAGGCAUAAGCAAGAAGUGGUAAGCUCGAAUAACGAUCAAUAAGUGUUAAGUUGUUGGAAUUAGAAAUAAAGAUAAGUGUAUAGUCAUUAAAUUGGGACUUUUAUUUAACAAUCCAGUAUCGAACUCAAGAGUGAGUUUACGAAGUAGACGAUUGAUCGAGAAAUCCGUCACAAUAUUAUAUUAGUAUUUGAACUUGAAACUCGUCAUCUAAUCUUAAAAUCGAAAGUCAAUAAUCGGUUCUUGAUCGAUUUCGGAAGGUAAAGGUUGACUCUGAAAAAUUGGUUAUUUUAUUAGAGAAAUCGAUUCUCGAAUAGAAUCUCAAUCUAGUUUGCCAUCUCUAAAUUAUAAAUUGAUGAAUAUAUUUUGGUACAUAAUCUUGCAAUUAUUAUUUUACCAGUUUCCAAUAUUUUGCUAUUAAAUAUAUACUAAAUAUAAAUAAACUUAAAUUAUGACAUCCCAAAUAAACUAUCCAACAGUUAGGAAGAGGCCGCCGAUUGGCAAUGAAUCGGAUGAUGAUAUGUAUACAAAUGAAGAACAUAGUAAUAGUUCAGAAUUAGUAAACACAAGCAAUGAACUAUUAUUACAAAAACUUGAUAGACCGGAAAGUUACAAGCUACAUGAUAGAAAAAGCAAAGCCAUGGAAAAGCAAAGCUCUAACAACAAAUGUAUAACAGCCUCGUUAAUCAUAGUUAUUCUAUUAGUUGUUGCUAUGUGGUAUCUAUAUGCAAGUGACAGGAGUGAAAAGGGAUGUUCAUUUGAAACGUUGCGACAAAAAUAUAAAGAUCAGCAUUCCAAAAUGUGGCCUAUUCUUUCCAGUGGUGUAGAAAAUAUUUUAAGAGGCCACACCAAAAAUUCAGGUGUAUAUCUUUUUUUACACAAUGAUAGCAGUGAAUUUAAAAGCAUCGUUGGGGAAAUUGCGACACAGACAUCCCGCUGUUUUGGUGGUCAAUUAAUUGAAAUGAGCGAAAAUGAUUUCACAUCGCCGAAAGUAAUGGAAGACUAUGGGCAUGCUAUAACAAAGUUUAAAGAAAAAAUUCGGAACGGGCGCGUUGCUCUUAUCGUUAAUUUGAACACCAUACCCGCAGGAUCAGCUCGCGCUUUACAAUUUAUAUGUGAUACACAUAAUCCGGUGGCUAAAGAUAUAGUUAUUUAUCUGACUUUAGUUAUACCGUCCACAAUUGGAAAUGAAGUAAACAUUGCACGAGACACUUUAACUAAACUCUGGGGUUCAAAACUAGAGGAUUACGAGCUUGAGCCCAUAAUAACUCGGGUCACGGAUCAAGUCAUACCAUUAAAUUAGUUUGAUUAACCCAUUGAAAAAAAAACAUUCGACUUGGCAGGGGCUAAAUAACUGACAUCCUAAUAUACAUAUGUACUUAAAUUCCUAAUUUUCAGAAGCAAAACAUGUAUGUACAUGAAAGCUAAAAGUAUUUAUAUUUUCACCCAACGUUCUAUUAAAAUUAUCAUAAUAAAAAAACCAUUUAAAAAUGUAAGUUUCUAAUAAGAUUUAUUUAGGAUUUUACAAUUUUUUUUUUCUAUUUUUUUCCAAAAACAAAUGAAUUACAUAUGUAUGUAUGCGAUUUUAUGCUUCCUUUGGACAUUUAGUGUAUAAUUAUGAUUCAGGAGUAUGUAAGAACACUGCGAAAAAUGUAAGGUUACGAUCUAUUGAACCGUUCGAAGAUGAAAACUUUUCAAAAAUUUAUGAUAAUAUCAAAUCAAUAUAUUACAUUGUUGUAUAAUUUGCCUCAAUGGUUAGGUAAGUAGGUGUUGCUUUAAUCUAUGGUAAGCGCAAUAAAAUGUAUAACAAUAUUUUGUAAAUAAAUGAUGAGCACAAAUAAAAAUGGAUAGAAUUUAAUAAAA